AAUGUUCAUUUGUCCCAAACAUUUUUGGAACAAAUUAUUGUGGAACUACCUACGUAUAUCAGUUGUCUCGUUUUUUUCUGAAUAAUUAACGGUUUUUUUCUUCAUUUCGUUGCAAAACAUAUAAUCGUAAUGAUAAGAUAAAAGAUAAGCGCCGUUUUCUUCAAUAUUUGAAAAGUUAUAGUUUAUCAUUAACCAUACUCCAUAGACUUAAAACUUGUUAUAAUGUUAUAUAGUUGUACUAGAAUACUGUAGUAAAUAUUAGUGUCAUUAAGAAUAAUUUCUAUCGUUAAUGUAAUUCACUAAUUCAUAACAUUUAAUGAUUUGCUGGCCUGUUGUUGUUUCCAUAAUAUUUAUUUGGAACAUUUAAUGCUAUAUAUUUAAUUUACUACGCUUUCUGAUUAAUUAAUCAUGCAAUUUUCGGUAUUUGAUGAUCAGCCAGAAACUAUUAAGAAAUUUGAAGAAGAUAUGAAAUAUGUUAAUUCCAAACUGAAAAUGAUUGACUCUAAACUAUCAUCUAUUCAUCCAAUUAACAAUGCAUAUGAUGGUAAACUUAAAGAUACAUCUAAUAUAAGUUAUUUAAAAGAUCAAGAAGAUGAAAAGAAAAUUGAAGACUUUCCUAACUCUACGGCUAAGACUUCAUACAGCGACACUAAUCAAAACAAAAACAUACCAGAUGCAAUAUCUGAAGUUACUACAGUGCCCGACCCCCACGAUGCAUUUUCAAAACUUAAAGUAUAUACUGGAUACCAAUUUGAUACGAAUAAUGUAGUCAGUAUGAAUAAUGAAAUGAUCAAGAACGACUUUGUGAAUGCGUCUACAUUGAUAAAUAAAGCAAAAAAGAAGGCCAAAGAAACUGAUUUGUAUUUAAAAAAGCUACAUGAAAAAAUAUUGCCAAGGUGUCAGUCUGCAGAUAUCACAAGUGACAUAGUUAAAAGAGAUAUUUAUGCAGAUAUUCCAUCAAAAAUCACACGGCGAUUUCAACCUGACCUUAAAGAAAAAUUAGGUAAGAAUAUCUAUACCAAUCAUGAAAAUUCAAAAAUUAUUUCGAAACCAAAGUCUGCGACACAAGAAAAACGUGUUCAUUUUAACAACUCUUCGGGAGAUUUAGGUGGAACGAACAAUCCUCAUCAAUUGAACGACUCGUCUACAUCAAUUGAACUGUUAUCAAAAGACAACUGCCGAAACGUUAGUAUAACGAAUGUGAAUUUUGAGGAUAAUAUUCCCGAUGGAAAAUAUACUAAUGACUGUAAAGUUAACAAAUUGACGGUGCAGAGAAUUCCGUGUGUUAAUUUAAAACCUGAUCUAGUUACUCAAAAAUUAGUUAAUAUUCAAAUAAAACCAGAUAAUAAAAAGCUUCUACGUAAUUAUAAACCUAAUGUAGCCUACCAAGAGUUUGCUUUUGAAUUAGAACGGGAAACAUGCAAAUGCCAUUCAGUAGUUCAGCCAAAAAUUUCUAAUGAUAAAAUAGUUGCUCGUCACGAAAUACGCAAAAUUAUAUGUGGAAUGUUAGAUAACACGGCGUCAAACUAUCCUCUUAGCGAUCAAUUAAUUAGUCAAUUGCAGAAAAUAAUAACAAAGUUGGAAGAUACAAAAUCCUUUGAUUAUAACGAAUCAAGUGAAGUAGAAGAUCUUAUUGAAGAACACAGUAUGGUUGGUUUUAGUGAAGAAGUAAUCAAAAAAAGGUUAUUGGAAAUAGCUGAAAAUUUAGUAGAGAACGCCAGUGAUGGAAUUUCAUUUGAUCAAAUGUCUGUAGACAUUGAAAACAAUUCUCGUCAAGUGUUAAAACGACUAAGUAAAAUUAAAAACUCCAUCAUGGCAUUAAAUCCAAUGGUGGAAAUUCCAAAUUUACCUGUUAACAAUAAACUUGAUGAUGCAGCAAAAUAUGUUGAUGAAAGUCAUACAAAUCAUCAUCCUAGCAAUAUUUUGUCCCCAAAAAAUCAUCAUGAAAUAUCAUCAAACCGAUGUGUCAGUGUAAAAGACUUUUUGCGUCAUGGUUGUAAUUUCACAAGCUUGAAAAUGUUUAAAAAUGCAUCAGUUAUAAAGGAAUGUGGUUCUCAAAUAACAUUAUGCUCCAACAACGACAUUAAUCAAAAUCAAAAUAUAUUUAAUACUCAAAGUGCUUUGAACAAUCAGAACAAUAUAUCUCAACUAAAAGUAAAAAUGUGUACCAAUAAGCAUCAACUAAAAUUUCAAGAUCAGAGUACAUUAUUUGAAGAUUCUGUAUCAUCUCAACCUCGAUCAAGCCAUUCAAAUGCAAUAUUAAAACAUCAAUUGAAGGCAUCUGAUGAUGAAAAUCAAAAUAAUGACAAAAAUUAUGAUUAUGCGACUACGGCUAAUGGAUAUGAUUGUGAAGCUGAAAAUAGUUUGAAGAUAAAUUCAGGAAUAAAUAAUACAGUUUGUAAAACCAAUAAUAAAGACAUGAUAUUCAGAAAAAACGAUCAAUUAACUAAAUUUGAGAAGGAUAAAAACACCGAGAUGUUAGAGAUAAAUAAAAAUAUUGAACAUUUUCCAAUCAACGAUAUCAGUGAGGACUAUGGUGAUCUUAAAUCAAACAUACAAGAUUGGAAAUUAAGUUCUUUAUCAUCAUUGACAUCCAAUAAUUAUCAACACACAGACAAAGCACAAAUUAUAGACGAAAGAACACACAGUUCUGCUUCAACGACUUCUUCAAUGAUUUCAUUGAAACAGUCUACUCAAGAAGUUGAAAGUGAAGCUGAAAGUUUAACUAGUCUUGGAGAAGUUAACUAUUUUUCUAAAUGAUCCACAAUGUAUUCGUCUGCAGGAGAAGUUAAACAUAAAUAAAUAGUUUAAGUUGAUUUAAAUGUUCAAAGAAAUAUUAUGAUUUUUAUUUAAGUGUUAAGAGCAGGAUUUCCUUAUAAACAAUUAUUUGAAAUUGAUAGCUCCUUUAUUUCUAAUACAGUACCUAUCCUUUAGAAAUAUAUCUAUAGCAAUUUCAUAA
Messenger RNA from Myzus persicae (green peach aphid), 2959 nucleotides. RefSeq lists its product as uncharacterized. The transcript has 15 exons. The record is from RefSeq and is a predicted model, not a curated record. NCBI's taxonomy places the organism in Eukaryota, Metazoa, Arthropoda, Insecta, Hemiptera, Aphididae. Bases 409 to 2760 code for a protein of 783 amino acids.